Molecule: messenger RNA, 5334 nt
Organism: Marmota flaviventris (yellow-bellied marmot)
Lineage: Eukaryota; Metazoa; Chordata; Mammalia; Rodentia; Sciuridae
Product: KIAA1210 ortholog
Source: RefSeq, a predicted model, not a curated record
AUGGCUGAGUCACUAACUGAUGUUCCUAGCUGUACAGAAAUUGUGGAGACCAGCGAUGAGGGAAAAAAGAAAUCCAAAUUUAAAGCCUUUAGGAGCUUUUUUGGCAAGAAAAAGAAAAAAGACCCUGAUGACCUACAGGGAGGGAGACUCUUAAAGCCAUGUUUGUCCAACAGCAAUAUUAACACCUCUUCUCUGAAGCAAGUUGACAAUGACCAACCUGGUGAACCUAGGAUCAAGGGCAACAUGGGGAACAAAGCCCUACCCCAUGAUAGCAUCUUUAUGUUGGAUCCUGAGAUUGAAAGAUCAACAGGCAAAAUGCACCCCUCUUUGGAAUCCCAGAGAGGCAGAUCUCUGCAGAGAAGUCAUGUUUCCAGAACUCUGCCUAGAAUUGGGACUAGUAAUGUACAUGGAGCUUUAUCUGGAGCUAAGUUUGGAGUUGUCCCUCGAUAUGUACCCAGAAGUGGAGUCUGGGUUGCAGAUUCCAAGAUCACUGAGAUCCCACCACUGCGCCCGCGCCAGCCCAGCAUCAGCCCACCUCUUAUCCGUUCUGGCACAAAUAAGGACUUGGAAGAAAUGUCUGGUGAUGAUGAGCUACCUAUGAACCCACAAAUGAAGGCUUCAUCACACAAGAUCUUGGCAGCAAAGAAAAACUACUCUGAAGCAUCAACUGGAACCGGUCUCUCACAGUCCUCAACUGCAUGUGCUUCUUCCAAUGUUACCCAGCAGCCUGUUGGCUUUAGCAUCCCAGCCACCACCCAGGGCCUGGAUUCUUCAGCUGCUCGACACAAAAUGGCUUUAAAUCCCAGGAAACAAAAAAAAGAAGAGCCUUCAAGCGAGUGGAAAGACAUUAAAACACAACUAGUUCAGAUGAAACCAAAGCAGGACGAGACAAGCCUUUCACUGAUUUCUGAAGGAGAAAAGAGUACAAAUAACCCAAAAGAAAUUGAUCAAAAGAAGCUGAAUAAAGAUGGUACAGGUACCUUGAACCAGGACCCGAGCAACAAAACUGAGAUUUAUGAUCAGAAGAUAGCCGAACAGGCUUCAAACACAGAUCCUACUGGGAGCAUGGGCUACCCAAUGUUGGCAGCAUAUGGAAGAAGACGUAGAAGGAAAGGUUCAAGUAUUUUGGGAACAAAUGAGUAUGGGCGAACAGGAUGCCUUCUACCAUCUUGUCAACUGCAUAUCCUGGGUGAUAGAUAUGAUUAUUCACAUUUGGAGAAGACUGCCAGUGAUUGCCCUUUCCGGCACUUAACCUUCGAGAAGCAAACCAUGGAGCAGUUCACAACUCCACAGGCAGAAGGUACUACUUCUCAGGAGUUGCUUUCAGAUAAAGGUGACAUGGUAAAGAAGAAUGUUGGCCUAGAAGUUAAAGCCAAAAAAGCAUCAGCACCACAACCCAUACCUAAAGACAUGGUAGAAUCCAUGGUGAGUGGUCCACCACUCUACCAUGAAAAUGGGGCCUGUGGAGCCAAGAAGCCAGAUGGCAGAGCUUCUCUUUUACCAAUGGUAGGAAGACUUUCUAAAGCCCAAGAAGAGGACAUUCUUUCAGUGGCAGUAGAGGCUCAGGUGCUUAGGGAUCCUUCACAUGUCCAGUCAGGGGAAGAAGAAGCUUCCAGCCAUGGUUUGCAAAAUUCCCAGUCCAAAAUGGAGUUAGCCCAGGGUGUCCCAACUAUCUGCAAAGAAAAGUCUCCUGGAAAUAUUCUCCAGGGCUUUACAGUCAUUAUUCCAGGUGUGGCAAAUAUAGUAGCAGAGGGAAGCCUUUCUACAGAGAGGCUAUCUCCCAGAAGCCUUUCCCAGUCUUUGGAGAAGCCUGAAGAUGAAGAAGUGUCCUCAGAUUCAAAUAGUGCUUCAGAGGAGGGGAGUGUUCAGGAGCAGCGGGCUCCUGAACAUUCCUUCCAGUCCCCACAGAAGCUUGAAGGCGAACAAGAAGGCUUCCCAGAAUCAGAAAGUUUCGUUGAAAUGAGUGGUUUGGAACAGAAUCAGGGUCCUGAAUAUUCUCACAAGUUCUUGGGAAAGCCUCAACCUGAAGAUGCCUCCUCAGAAACAGAUAGUAUUCUUGAGGAGGGGAGAGGUCCUGAGGAAAUGGCCACCAUUCGCUUCUCCCGAUCCUUGCGAAAGCUUGAAGCAGUCUUCUCAGAAUCAAAAAGAUUUGCUGCCGCCUCCAGGUCUCAGGAGAAGCUGGUUUUACAGGAACCUGAAGAUACAGAAUUCUCCACAGAAUCAAAUAGUUAUGCCGAAAAAUGCAACAGUGAUGAUGAUUGGAGCAGCUUGGAGGAAGAUGUAUCUCUCAGAAACUCUGACCAGGCCUUGGGGAAGCCACAAGACCAAAGAGAAGUGUCCUCAGUUUCGAAGAACACUCCUAAAGAGUGGAAAGUUUCGGUCAAACAGAUGCCCCCCAGGCACCCUCCUCAGAUAGUUCAGCAACAAGUGUUCUCAAGUUCAGUGAGCCUUUCUGCAGGAUAUAGCAGUUCUUUGGAGCCAGUAUCUCCCAGCUGUCCUUUCCAGCCAUGGGUGAGCCCUAAAUUUGGGCCAAAAGGUCCCACAGGUCCAGAGAACAGUGCAGUUGAGUGGGGCAUUUUUAUGGAUCCACUCCCUCCCAGACUUCUUUCCAAGCCCUUGAUAAACCCUAAAGUUCAACAAAACAUGUUCUCGGGUUCAGAAGUUAUUACUUCUGUGGAACCACUGUACCCCAAGUAUUCUCCCCAGUCCAUAACAAAUCCUCAAGUCCAGCAAAUGUUCUCAGAAGACACUGCUGUUGAAAAGGGCAUAUUCAUGGACCUGCCCCCUGGAAAACAUUUGAUGAGGCCUCAUUUCCACCCACAGAUGACUGUAGACUCAGUGAACAUUUCUUCACAAUGGGCCAAUCCUGAGGAGCCAGUGUCUGCCAGACACACCUUCCAACCAUGGAUGAACCCUACAUUUCAGGAAAAUGUCUCUGCAUGUGCAGAGAACCCUCAGGUUGAAGGGAACGUUUCUACAGAGUCAGUGUCUCCCAGACACCCUUUGCAGUCGUGGCUGUUCUCUGCAUUUAAGCCAGCCUCUGCAAAUUCAGAGAGCUCUGAUACCCAGUGGGGCAUCCCUAAAGCUCCACCAAUUCCCAAAAUAUCUCCUCAGCCCCCGAUGAGACCAGUAAUGAAGCAACCAGUCUCCAUGGGUUCAGCAAGUGCUUCUGCACAAUGGAGUGGUUCUCUGGAGCCAAUGCCAAGAAACCCUUUCCAGUCAUGGGUGAGCUCUAAACUUGAGCAACAAACCUCUGCAGGUCCAGAGAACUCUGCAGCUGAAGGGAGUGGUUCAAUGGAAUUGAGACCUCCUGGACAUCACUUACAGUCCCAGAAGAGACCAGCAGUCAAGCAAGAAAUCUCCUCAGGUUCAGUGAGCACUUCUAUAGAACGGAGCUGUCCAAUACCUCCCAGAUAUACUUACCAGCCAUGCGGGAACCCUCAAAUUGAGCAACAAGCCUCUACAAGUCCAGAAAGUGUUACCAUUGAGGGAGGCAGUACUAGAGACGUGCUGCUUUCCAACCCUCAUUCCCGUUCUGUUAUGAAGCACAUAGUCCAGAAAGGGUCCCCAAGUUUUGAGGGUGCUACUGUUGAGGAAGGUAAUUCUGGGAGGGCAUUGCCUCCUGAGUAUCCCACCCAGUUCUCAGUGAGGUCUAAAGUUCAGGAAAUGUCCUCACGUCUAGAGAAUCCUGCUGGUGAAGAAGAUUUUUCUAAGAAACCACUGCUUCCCAGUCCUUCCGAGUCAUUUGUGAAGUUUAUGGCACAGCAGAUCUUCUCAGAGAGUGCUUCUGUUCAUGGGGGCAUGUAUGCAGAUCCUCUCUCGCUAAGUCAUCCUUUCAAAUCUUUGCUGAGGCCUAAAAUGGAACACCAUGUUUUCUCAGAUUGGGAGAAUGCUGACUCUGAGGGAGGCACUUCUUUGAAGAAGCUACCUAUGAAGCACCCUUUACAGUCAGUGGGGAGGCCUGAAGGCCCACAAGAAGGUCUCUCAUAUUCAGAGAAUGUCCCUAGCAAGUGGAGCAGUUCUAAAGGGCAGGUACCUACCAGACAGUUUUCCCAGGUCCUGGGGAAGUUUGAGUACCAGCAGGAAGUCUCCUCAGUUUCUGAUGACUCCCCAGAAGAGUGGAGGAUCUCUGAAGAGCAUAUGCCUUCCAGACACCCUUCCCAAACUUUGGAUGGAUCUGAGCAGCCACCAAUUUUAUCACCAGGCUCAGGGAAUGUUCCUGUAGAUUGGAGCAGUCCUGCAGAGGCCUCCUUUCCUGUUAAUCCUUUCCAGGCAUAUGGAAAUCCUGGAUACCAGCAACAGACCCACUCAAGUUCCACGAAUGUUGCUGCUGAGGGAACCAUUUUUGAGAACAAUCCAGGCAAUUGGUCCUUAUCAAAAUGCCCUGUUUCUCCAAAUAAAACCAAGAAAUUCAGCCAAGUUUCAGAAGACUUCAUUAAGAGCAUCCCAGUCUCUGCUAACAAACCUGGGAAGUUCAACAUUACUCUUCCUGGGAAAACACCCAUUUCUGGGAGUGCUUACAUUAAGGAGGAAGUUCUUCAGAGUGGUACUGGACAUAAUGAUGGCCAUACCAGCAUACCCAGCAGUGAAGCUGAGGUGGAAAACCUUUUUGGAGUCCGACUGAGAAGAAUCCCUUCUCCACAGAAAUUUAAGAAUGAGAAACGAGAUAAUUUGGCACAAUUUUCUUCAGUGCGCUUGGGCCCAAUUGCACACUCUGUGGGCAAGGAACGGCACAUGAGAAGAAGCAAUCCACAGGUGUUCCUGAGUACCCCAGAAGACCUCAGUGAUAUUGCUAACUUUGCAGAGAAGCAACAGAACAGGAAUAAAUUGGAAAGCAUGCUCAAGAGGCCACCAGUUUACAUACCCCCAGGAAAGUCUUCUUGUCACCAGUCAGACUGUGCCAUCACAGAGGCAGUUUGGAUAACCAGGACAAAGCAGAGACAGAGAGGCUCCCAGGCCUAUAUUCCUAAAAAGGAGCUAAAACCCACAAGUAGAACUGGAGCCAAGGAUGAGACCAAGGAUCCUAGAUAUGGGGGAGCUGGCUCUGCAAAUGAAAGCCAAGUAAAAAAGAUUUUGACUUCUACUGUCCAUAUACAGGAGAAGAUGCCACCAACGAAGCCACCUAAGCCUGCCAAAUCAGUUGCUUUUGAAGAUCAGAAGACACUUCGCAUGUCUGCGAUAGAUAAAGAAACUAAACGAUCUUCAAGUCUUCCAGCUGGGCCCGAACAGCCACUGGAGCCUGUUGAGCCUGUGGAGCCAGAUGAGCCUGUUUGGUUCUCUAUGGCCAAGAAGAAAGCCAAAGCAUGGAGUCACAUAGCAGAGAUCAUGCAAUAA